AUGAGUUUCUUUAACGCUACGGAGGAAGACUGGCCAUGGGACCGGGGCUGUGCGGACGGUAUCGACGAUCACCACAGCCUGCCGCUGUGCCCUGAAAUCCUUGCCGCUCUCGCCGCCGCCCUCGGGAACAUCGGGAACUGGAGCGACGUCGGUGCGAUCGCGAACGGGAACGGGACGGGCCGGUUCCUCCCGGCGCCGACGCAGGCCCCGAGCACGGACGCCAUCACCGCCAUCGUGGGCCCCGCCUUGUACGGGACUGUGGCGGUGGUGGGCUUCCUCGGGAACCUGCUGGUGAUCUACACGCUGCUGGCUCACACGAAGAUGAAGGACGCCACGAACUAUUACAUCCUGAACCUAGCGCUGGCGGACGCGCUCUUCAUGCUGGGGAUCCCCUUCAUCUCCGCCUCCUCGGCCAUGAAGCGGUGGGUGUUCGGCAGGGCCGCGUGCAAGAUCGUCCUGUCCAUGGACGCCAUGAACAUGUUCACCACGGUGUUCAACCUGGCCGUGCUGAGCGUGGACCGCCACCUGGCCACCGUCCGCGCCAACACGCACUCCCACUGGCGCCGCCCGAAGGUCGCCACCGCCGUCUGCCUGGGCGUGUGGCUCGCGGCCGUGCUGCUGAGCAUCCCAGUGAUGGUCGUCAGCGACAACGUACUGAUGAUGGACGGGAACUACAUGUGCAUGCUGGACUGGCCUGAGGACACUUUCCUGUUCUGGUACCACGCCUUCACGUCGUACACCUUCACCAUGGGGUUCCUGGUUCCCCUGUUGGUCAUCAGCGGGUCGUACGCGUCGGUGAUCCGCCACCUUCACCGCAACACACCGGCAAACGCCGCGGUGGCCCGCGUCGCCGUCAACAUGCGGAACAAGGUGACCAAGACGGUGACCGCCCUGAUCGUGACGUUCGUGUUCUGCUGGCUGCCGUUCCACGUGUGCCAGGUGCUGAACCUCAGCACGGACCUGCCGGAGAAGCCCACCAUGGCCGCGUUCCACAUCGCCAUGGUCCUGUCGUACGCCAACUCCUGCGCCAACCCCUUCCUCUACGUCUUCACCAGCCAGAAGUUCCGCGACAGCUGCCGGGCCGCGCUGUGUCUCAACCGGGACGAGAACACCGCCACCCACACACCGGUCGUCGCGAGAAGACGCGCCCCGCCCGAGGACGCGUUCUUUGAGGAAGAAGUGUGUGAGGAAAACCGCGCAACGGUUCCAUACGCGGCCCCUGAAAGAGUUGUCAUGUUCGAAACAACGGUUUAG
Branchiostoma belcheri (Belcher's lancelet) is the source of this 1254-nucleotide messenger RNA. RefSeq names its product somatostatin receptor type 5-like. Bases 1 to 1254 code for a protein of 417 amino acids. The record is from RefSeq and is a predicted model, not a curated record. Gene Ontology annotation, molecular function: neuropeptide binding; neuropeptide receptor activity. Gene Ontology annotation, biological process: neuropeptide signaling pathway. NCBI's taxonomy places the organism in Eukaryota, Metazoa, Chordata, Leptocardii, Amphioxiformes, Branchiostomatidae. Gene Ontology annotation, cellular component: neuron projection; membrane. The transcript has 2 exons.